UAACAAAACAAGGAGCGAAUUGGUCAGACCGUCAAAUGCGUAUUUUCGACUGCGACCGAUCUGAGUGGCUCGGAGUUAACGCAAACUGUUAUUUUUAGUUAAAAAUUGCAUCCGUGAAGUUGAACCUGGACCCCUGGGCUGGCAAAAUGUGGAUGCCCCGUCAACCGCGAGCAACAGCAACGUUCAGUGAUGAUGAGUGAUGUGAUGUGAUGAACACUGCAGCAGAUUCAAGCGAAGGCUAAUAACGACAGCAUUACUUCAAUCCAACCAAAAUAUAGGCCUACAACACACACACAACCGUAUAACCGUGCAUCCGAAAAUUGAAGCUGCAUCACGCCAGCACACAACCACAAAACACACGCACUCACAUACACACACACGCGCGAAUGCUCAGAGAGGACUUAACAUAAUUAAUAAACUUCAGUGAAUGCAAACUGCGAGAUAUUCGACGGAGAGCACUCGAAAAUUCGAAGACUCGCGAAGGACAACAACAAUGGCGCUGCCAAAGAAAAUUAAAUGUUUUAAAUAUUUGGUUUACAGUUAUGUAUUUCUUCUAGCGCUAACUGGAGCCGCCCAGAUAUUUUUGGGAACAUCCCUGUUGUGGGGACACUCGGUGUAUUAUGGAAUUGUGCAGAACAAGCUGUGGGCUCCAGCCGCGAUCCUCCUGUGCUUGGGACCUGUGACCUUCAUCCUGUGCUGGAUGGGAUGUCAGGCUACGAACCAAAGGAAGCGCUGCCUACUCGGAAUGUUUUCCGCACUUCUGGUGGCCUGCAUAUGUGUUCAAUUUAUUAUCUGCGGAUGGUCCUUGGCUAUGCGGGAGAACCUUCCAACUUCGGUAGAGAUUUUCAUUGACGAUUCCUUCGUGGAGUUCUUGGACAAAUUUUCGCGCACCAAAGUUGAUAACUUGCAUUUGUGGAAUAGGAUGCAGUCGCAGCUACAAUGCUGUGGCGUUGAUGGUCCUCUUGAUUAUCGUCGACUCUCGCUGCCCUGGUCCUGUUGCUCACGUCCGGAGCACGCUUACGAAUCUGCCUGCGAUACCCACUACAAGCGCGGGUGUUUGGCCGUCGUAUCGGAACAAAUCAAGAAUCGCUUGAUGAUAACCGCAUUCGGGGCUGCCAUUAUAGCUAUAUUUCAGAGCUUAGGGAUCUUCUGCGCAGUCCACUUGACCAUUCUGUUUGGAAAGAACGACAAUACGCACCCCAUAAAUAUGAACCGGAAAAAGAAGCAACAGCAAUUUUUACCCCUGACCAUACAGGACAAGCGGCAUGACCUACCAUCGCCCAUUAAUCUAUCACCAUCUGCACCAGGGCAGAGAGUUUUAAAAACUAAUCUGCCUUCGGCCAUGCAACACAAAUGACAGACGAUUAGCUUCUAAGAUUGAAAAUUUAUGAAAAACUCCAAAGAAAAAUUAUAAAAAAAAAACUAAAAAAAAUGUUGUAAACUGAGAUGGAAUGAAUAUAUAACUGUGACCCUCAAUGUUACGUUAUGGUAAUUUUAAAAAAAUUUAACGUUCGAGAAAAGAAACAACAUUUGAAUUUGGAUUGAUUCUCCAGUAGUUUAAUUAAAGCUUAAAAACAA
Drosophila obscura is the source of this 1578-nucleotide messenger RNA. It is a transcript of the gene TM4SF, whose product is annotated as 23 kDa integral membrane protein. Gene Ontology annotation, cellular component: membrane. The record is from RefSeq and is a predicted model, not a curated record. The transcript is spliced from 5 exons. The coding region runs from base 428 to 1357 and encodes 309 amino acids. Gene Ontology annotation, biological process: protein localization to plasma membrane; protein maturation. Lineage: Eukaryota; Metazoa; Arthropoda; Insecta; Diptera; Drosophilidae.